AUGGCCAGGAAGAAGAUUGCAGUCAUUGGAGCCGGGGCAAGCGGCUUGGCCUCCAUCAAAUGCUGCUUGGAUGAGGAUCUGGAGCCUGUGUGCUUUGAGAUGACCAGCAACAUUGGGGGGCUCUGGAGGUUUGAGGAGAAACCUGAGGAAGGCCGGGCUAGCAUUUACAAGUCUGUGAUCAUCAACACAUCCAAAGAGAUGAUGUGCUACAGUGACUUUCCCAUCCCAGAUGACUACCCCAACUACAUGCACAACUCCAAGAUCAUGAGCUACUUCCAGUUGUAUGCCAAGCAUUUUGACCUUCUGAAGUACAUCCGCUUCAGGACUAAAGUAUGUUACGUCAGGAAGUGCUCAGACUUCACUCAAACGGGCCAGUGGAAUGUUGUCACAGAGACCAAUGGGAAACAGGAGUCAUCUGUUUUUGAUGGGGUCAUGGUUUGCACCGGCCAUCAUACUAAUGCUCACCUACCGCUGAGCUCUUUCCCAGGCAUAGAAAAAUUCAAGGGACGCUACCUCCACAGUCGAGAUUAUAAGGAACCCAAUGAAUUCACAGGAAAAAGGGUUAUUGUGAUUGGCAUAGGGAAUUCGGGGGUGGAUAUUGCUGUGGAGAUCAGUCUAAUGGCCAGCCAGGUUUUCCUUAGCACUAGGCGAGGAGCAUGGAUAAUGAAUCGCGUUGGAGAUGGAGGGGAGCCCCAAGAUACUUUUUAUAAUAGUCGUGUUGUCAACUCCGUCAUCAAGUACAAUGCUGUUCGUAGGGUGUUGCACUCUCUAGUACGGCUAAAGGUAAACAGAAGGUUCAACCAUGCCAUGUACGGACUCCAGCCUCAACACAGUCUUGACAGCCAGCAUCCAACCAUCAACGAUGAACUCCCAAACAGGAUCAUUUCUGGCCGAGUGGUGGUGAAACCAAAUGUGAAGGCGUUUGCCGAAACAUCGGUCCUCUUUGACAACGGCAGCAAGGAGGACAAUAUUGAUUGUGUUAUCUUUGCCACGGGAUACAAUUUCUCAUUUCCUUUCCUGGACGACUGCGUCAAAGUUGUGAAUAACGAGGUCUCCCUGUAUAAAUAUAUGUUUCCACCACUCUUGGAGAAGCCGACCCUGGCUAUCAUUGGCCUUGUCCAGCCUCUGGGGGCAAUUAUGCCAAUUGCAGAAAUGCAGGCCCGCUGGGUUACACGCGUGUUUAAAGGACUGUGUGAGCUGCCUUCAGCAAAUGAAAUGUUGCAGGACAUUCGCUACAAGGAGGAAGAAUUGGCCAGACGGUAUGUGAGAAGUCAACGGCACACAAUCCAAGUGGAUUAUAUUGAAUAUAUGGAUGAACUAGCUGCUCAGAUACCUGUGAAUUUCAGUAUAUGGUGGCUUUUCCUCACGGAUCCUAAGCUGGCCAGGGCGGUUUUCUUUGGGCCGUGCACACCAUAUCAGUACCGUCUGCAAGGACCAGGAAAAUGGGACAGAGCCAGAAAAACUAUCCUGACCCAACGUGAACGGAUCCUGAAACCCUUUAGGACCAGGGAAAUAUGUGACUCCACCAGCCAAUCCAAGCAGCCAUUUCUCUUUAAGGCCGUGCUGGCAGUUGCUCUAUUUACUGCAUUCCUGGGAUGGUUUGAAGCAUUCUCUGCCUUUGUUAUAUAGGAAUAUUCUGAGGACAAUUGUACUGCUUGGGAUCUUGUUUUUCUUGGGGUUUUAUUUAUUUCCUGGCCAGGGGGUGGGGGGGAGGGAGAGGUUCCCUCCUCUCUUUUAAGGUGCUAAUUGCAUAUUUUUUUUAAAAAAACACUGCAACGUGUAUAUAGGUACCUAUGAAGAAAA
Molecule: messenger RNA, 1803 nt
Organism: Sphaerodactylus townsendi
Lineage: Eukaryota; Metazoa; Chordata; Lepidosauria; Squamata; Sphaerodactylidae
Product: flavin-containing monooxygenase 5-like
Exons: 8
Coding region: 1-1629 (542 amino acids)
Molecular function (GO): flavin adenine dinucleotide binding; N,N-dimethylaniline monooxygenase activity; NADP binding
Source: RefSeq, a predicted model, not a curated record